GAUAUUAAAUUUUCAUGGUUUCUAUACAAAGUUAAAAAAAAUCAUUGUCAUGUCAAUUGAAACGAUUUGUAGUGGAUUGUCCUGAUUGACCCCCCAUUGUGGCCCUGUAAUGACAGAAUGUGAAGUUGACUGAUCGCUGAUGUGUAUCAGGAUCUAUGGUCAUCUCCCAGGACAUUCUUACGAGUGGUGUAAAAUCACAUUAAAUAAAUUUAUUUAACGUUCCAACUGGAAAUGAAUUAUUCAUAUUGCGCGCAGUGUAUUUGAUUGUCAUGAUUUGUGCGACAGCCUGUGAUUUUCAGGGAUAUAUUUAGAUUUUAGUCAGCUAUCUUAUUUCUAACAUCAGAAGAUAAGUAUUGACCACUACCAGAGGUUUGAUUGACAGAAGGAGAGGAGAACAGUAUGGGAGUCAGCUGGAGACGAGGGACCUCAUCAUCGGAGGGGAACCACAGGCCCGGCUGUACACAUGUCAGGGAGGGUAUCGCUGGAGGAGAGUGAAAGUUCCAGGAAGUGGAAGUCAGUUGUGCUCCCCCAUGAUGGAAUACAGGCGUUUAUUUUAAUCUAUGUAAAAAAAAAAUCUUUCUCAAAACACAUGUUGCACGCUCCAAAACAAGAGCAGAUUGGAAUGGGAAUGAACUCUUAGUAUGAGAAGUAGAAUUCCAGACGUCAGUGCUUCAUUGUGAGAUAGUGAGUUGAUAAAGGAAGGAUUUAAAUAAUAUAGAAUUCUAAUUUAAUGGAAUUUUUGAGGCACAUGGACUGUACUUCGAAGAUUCUGUCAGAUAGUUUUUAUCUGUGAUAUUAUGGAUUUGAGUGGUGAAUUGACUUGUUAAUGGUAUGAUAAAUAUUUGAUGAACAGCCUUUUCUUUUUCUGUUGGAUUCUUCAAUGGAAAGGAAGCAACUGUGAAAUGUUCAUUUUUAGUAGGGAAUACUAUUUUUAUGUGUGAUUAUAAAGAAAUGCGUGAAUAUUUUAUUUAUCAGGAUUGAUGUGUUUUGGAUAUUAAUAUGGCCAAUUCUGAGCGUGUUCCUUUGGAAACUAUAAGAAAGCGGUCUGAGAGGGCUGUUGAUUAUUACAAAAACUGUGUGGUUCCAGCUUAUCAGGGAAGGGGCUCACCAAUGAAAACCGAAGGUUAUGAUUCUGUGGAAAAUAUUAAUGGAAUUUAUACAUCCCACAAUGGCAACACAGACCAAAACAGGGGAACCAAAGGAGGUGUGACAUUUCAAGAUUCCUCAGGAACAUCAAACAACACCGUAAAACAUAAUGACAGUUUUACCCGAGGGGGUCAAAGGGCAACAUUUCAUGGAACUCAUUCCUCUAAAUGGAAGUCUGCAAAAUCUCGAUCAAAAGAAAAAUCCAAGUCUCCAGAAUCAAAAUCUAGUUACAAAAGUAAUAGUCAGGGUUUGAGUAGAAGUAAUAGCAACUUAGAAAUGGACAGCAUAGACUUUGACGAUGCUGCUGAUUUUCAUAAUAGCUCCAUGAGGAGAGACUAUGGAAGCACUUCGUCAUUGGAUGUACUAAGUACAAGUGGUGACACAAGUUUUUUUGCGAUGGUCAAGGACCUGGGACAUAGAAACUUGGAUCAGAGAAGCCCCGCACCUGCUCAGAUGCAGGAGUUCCUGAGGGGUAGGAUAGACAGUAAUCGGGAGAGGAUAGGUGCUAGGAGUGACAAAUUCUCUAACGGUCCCACCGCACCAGAAAGGGGAGGUGCAGAGGAAGUGGACGGAAGUCCUCGUUCAAAGAGCAUGAAAGUAAAAGGUGGAAAAGAGCGGAAAACCAGAUCAAAAUCCAUAACCAACGACUCAAGAACAGGCAACAUUCUAAACAAAUUCCGAGGGAAGCAAGAAGGUGAAAUUGGUACAAAAAUGACAGACUCAAUAAACUCUGAAAUAGGAGAGGAGAGACUAAGGAAAAAGUCAUUUGUUCACUAUGAUUGUCAGAGCUUGGGCUUUGACAUACAAGCAGUGAUUAAUAAAAGGUCAGACUCAAAUGUGUCCAAAAACACCUCAACAGGUGCUUCUGCAGCGUCUGGACAAGUGAGAAGUAGUAUGGCUGGGGAGAGGGACACCCCAGACAUAUCUACUGAUACGGACGAGGGGGACGGAAAAUCAAAUGCUCUUGUUUUAUCAUGUCCAUUUUUCAGAAAUGAACUUGGUGGUGAAGAGGAAAGAACUAUAAGUUUAGGACGAAAUGUGACAGGCAAAUCGUCAAACCAAACCAAUAAUAAUACUCUCCCUACAGGGACUAGUGCAGUAACGUCCACAAGAUCCCCGGCAUGUUGUGGUUUGUCUAUAUUAGACUCUCUUCCGACUCCCACGGGACUUAUCCUCCCUCAUGUGGUGCUACACCGGGGCCACGUCAUUGAGUAUGUGGACCAUGGGGCCAGCUACUAUCGACAUUUCUUCUAUGGAUAUGACCACCAGAACUACUUUGGUAUUGAUGAUAACGUGGGUCCCGUUGCCAUCAGUAUUAGGAAAGAGAAAGUAGAUGAUAGAGAAAACAACCUUGGACGGGCAGAUUAUGGCUCCAACCAGUUCAGAGUCGUUGUCCGAACUAGUGAACUUACCACACUACGAGGUGUUAUUUUGGAGGAGGCUAUCCCAACCUCAGCUAGCCGACUGGGGGGAUCGAAAACAACCACCGUCAAAGAUGUCAUUGAUUACAUAUGUCCCGAUCUCCAGACUUCAUGUCUUAAGUUGGCCUCUUCCAGUCAAAAAUCCCUGGACCAACUCCUUAAAGUUGACCAACAGGGGGUGAAUCAGACCUACAAAGUAGGAAUCAUGUACUGUAAGGCCGGGCAGUCAUCAGAAGAAGAUAUGUAUAAUAAUGAGCACUCUGGGCCUGCCUUUGAGGAGUUUUUAAGCUGUAUAGGACAGAAAGUCAGACUAAAAGGUUUCGAAAAGUACAGAGCUCAGCUUGAUAAUAAAACCGAUUCCACAGGACAACAAUCAGUUUACACCACCUUUAACAACAGUGAAAUCAUGUUCCAUGUGUCAACCAUGCUGCCCUACACACCAAACAACACACAACAG
Messenger RNA from Saccostrea cuccullata (small rock oyster), 3024 nucleotides. Its product is annotated as signal-induced proliferation-associated 1-like protein 2. Gene Ontology annotation, biological process: regulation of small GTPase mediated signal transduction; activation of GTPase activity. The annotation marks the transcript as partial. Gene Ontology annotation, molecular function: GTPase activator activity. Gene Ontology annotation, cellular component: cytoplasm. NCBI's taxonomy places the organism in Eukaryota, Metazoa, Mollusca, Bivalvia, Ostreida, Ostreidae. The transcript is spliced from 7 exons. The record is from RefSeq and is a predicted model, not a curated record.